Messenger RNA from Bufo bufo (common toad), 942 nucleotides. RefSeq names its product olfactory receptor 5G3-like. Gene Ontology annotation, biological process: G protein-coupled receptor signaling pathway. The transcript has a single exon. The record is from RefSeq and is a predicted model, not a curated record. Lineage: Eukaryota; Metazoa; Chordata; Amphibia; Anura; Bufonidae. Gene Ontology annotation, cellular component: membrane. Gene Ontology annotation, molecular function: olfactory receptor activity; G protein-coupled receptor activity. The coding region runs from base 1 to 942 and encodes 313 amino acids.
AUGGAGCAACAAAAUUGGACAAUGGUGACAUAUUUCUUCAUUAAAGGAAUCUCAGAUGUUCCUGAGCCACAGCUUCCAAUUUUUCUUCUCGUCCUUUUGAUAUAUCUGAUUACACUUGGUGGGAACAUGACUAUUCUAACAAUAAUCUAUCUGGAUCAUCAACUCCACACUCCCAUGUACUUUUUUCUGGGGAAUCUGUCUAUAGUGGAUUUGUCAUCGACAACGGCUUCACUUCAUAAGGAACUUCUAAUAUAUAUAACUGGGGAUAGAGUAAUUUCAUAUGUGAGCUGCUUAUCACAGUUUUAUUUCCUGGGCUGGUUCAUUAGUGAUGAGCUUCUGAUACUUACAGCUAUGAGCUAUGAUCGGUAUGUGGCUGUCUGUAACCCCCUGAGAUAUACUAUGAUCAUGAACUGGAGACUUUGUUCUUGGUUGGCCAUUGCAUGUUGGGUGGUGAGCUUUGUAGAAAUCAGUCCUUACGCUAUAUUGGUAACUAGUUUUUCCUGCUACAAAUCUAAUGUGAUUAAUCACUUUUUUUGUGAUCUUGUGCCCCUCAAGAAACUUUCCUGCAAGGUGAACCCUACUUUUGAAAUGUUUACAAUAGUCGAAGGAGUCUUUGUCUUGACCAUUAUUCCUCUGCUUCUAACCACUGUGUCUUAUGUAUUUAUUAUCAACUCAAUAUUAAAGAUACAGACCAGCAGUGGGAGACGUAAGGCCUUCUACACAUGCUCUUCACACCUUUCAGUUAUCAUUCUUCUCUACACAACACUUGUCAGUCAAUACCUGAGUCCAAGUUCAAAUGAUUUGGAGUAUAAAAAACUCCUCUCUCUCUUCAACAUGGUGGCAGUGCCAAUGUUAAAUCCAUUAAUUUAUAGCCUGAAGAACAGAGAUGUGAAGUUGGCCUUAAGGAGACAGUUACAUUUUUUUAAAAGAAAUGUAAUGUAA